This is a messenger RNA of Macrobrachium nipponense, 3712 nucleotides long. RefSeq names its product procollagen-lysine,2-oxoglutarate 5-dioxygenase 1-like. The transcript is spliced from 14 exons. Bases 354 to 2561 code for a protein of 735 amino acids. The record is from RefSeq and is a predicted model, not a curated record. NCBI's taxonomy places the organism in Eukaryota, Metazoa, Arthropoda, Malacostraca, Decapoda, Palaemonidae.
AAAUAGAGAAUAAGAUGUGUUUUGAAACACGUGACUUUCGUUAAGUCUCGCUGGUGAGGUGGCGGUUAGCGAGAUUUCCGCGGGAUUUUUCCUGGUAUGUCUUUCCGGAUGAAACUUCCUUGACCGCCGCCGUAACCCUCAGAAUUGGUAUAGACAACGUUCAGGCAGUUACAAUCAUCCGUAUGAUUGUUGUUAUCGUUAGCUGCGCAGUAAUUAAAAUAGCUCAGGCCUUCUUUCGGGCAGUGAAUUCAGAUUUUCAGCUUGUUUUCAACAAUUACUUGUCUAUUUAAAGAAAUAAACCUGAAACUUUGACGAUAGUGAUACUAAACUUAAAUUUAUAAUCAGAUUUCAUUAUGCGCUUCAACGGGAAAAGUCUAUCAUUGUGGUGUGUUUUGUUUUUGGGCUUUGAUGCCGUCCUAGCUUCGGGAUUUUCACAAGAUAGUGCUUCGGAGGUCAAUCUUGAAAACGAGAAGACUAAAUCAUCUGAUGAUGCCGGAGAAAACACCAUCGUGAGGGUGAUAGUAGGCAGUGAGGAGGGAUGGAGGAGAGGGAGAGUGGAGGAGCAGCAGCUGUUGGCCUCUGCCAGACGACCGAACUUUGAAGUACAGAUUCAGUCAGCUGCUGAAGUCCCAUGUGAGACUGAAAGUGGUUUUGGGCAAGAUGAUAUAAUUGUUUUCUUCCCAAGGGCUGAAGGAAUUAUUACGGCUUCUGCAGAAAUGUUGAAAGAAAAACUGAAAGCAACCAGCGCAAACAUCAUACUUCCACAAGGAAAUGUUAAUGGACUAAUUGGGUGGUCAGGCUAUGUCAUUAAAGUAGCAAAGACUCUUGGAGUUACCUCCUUAACAUCACUGGCACAGCAACUUUAUAGGAGUUCCAAAUUGCGAAGUCAGCAUAACGCACAGAUAGAUGCUAUAGGAAGUGUAACUUACACCCUUGACGACUACUCUUAUAUUGGUAGUGAUGGGUUACAGGUGGCAGUCAUAGAAGGAAGCUAUGAGCUGGUUGUCAAGGAAAAUGUCCCUUGCAUUCUCUUUGCUUCAAGCAACAGUGCUCAUGGGCGGGCUCUCCUAUUAGCUGUGUCAGACUAUUUAAUUGGUACCCAUCAUCCAGAACAUGGUUGUGUUUCAUGCAAAACUGUUGAUGAUUCAAUCCAACUGAAUGUGACACAUACAGUAAUGGUAGGUGUGUUCAUCACUCGUCCUCAGCCAUUUUUGGAAGAAACGCUCAGCUCUAUUGUCCGUAAUGGGUUGCCAGGAAAGCACACCCAUUUCUUCGUUUACAAUCGGGUGGAAGAAUACUCAAAGAGAGUGAGUGUGUUUAUUGAGAGCCUAGAGACAUUUGGCAACUACGUGAACAUAACUUAUUUAGAAGCUUCAGGCAUGAGCCCUGAUAUAACCAGCGUUAAGAACAUGGUCUUGAAGGAGUGUCUGCGUAUCAAGUGCAGCUGGUAUGUCAAUGUAGAAGCUUAUGCCUUUAUAAAUCCGAAUGUUAUCCCUACUCUCUUGUCUCUUGAUCAUCCUGUAAUAGCUCCGGCCCUAAGAGUUCAGAAUUGGACACCAGCUUCUUUCUGGCGGGAAAUUGAUGCAACAACUUUGAUUCCCACUUAUUCAUGGGACCAUUCCAAACUUCUAAAUGAAACUCAUGAUGUCAGGGGCUAUUGGCACUCAUCUUGCAUUCGAGGUGUCUAUGCUGUCAGGCAUGAUGUCCUGGAGAGGCUGUCAGACCCAUAUACCCUCAGCCAAAGAGAUCCCAAAAUUUUUUCGCAUAUUGACUCUUCUGAUAUAGCCUUUUGUGGUGCUUUGAGGGAUCAUGGUUUCCCAAUGGUGGUUACAAAUGCAUUUCCUAAUAGUGGGAUAUUGCUAAACAUGACUAACUACAAGAUGAAAGAGAAUAACCUUGACCAAUAUGCCUCUAACCCUGUUAUCUGGAUGGUUGCUUAUGGUCAUAAGGAACUUCAAAACAUCUUGGGUGGAAAUAUUUCUGCUGUAAAAAGGCCGUGCCAUGAAGUCUAUGAAAUUCCUGUUUUCAACGAACUUUUUGCGUAUGAUAUGUUGCACCUGGCUAAAAAGAAAAACAAGUGGUCUCCUGCUGUAAAAAGGGACCCCAGGAAGGAGUUAGGUGUGGAACCAGUCCCUACAGUAGAUCAACUGCUCUCUCAGCUUGGUUUAGCCACACUCUUCAAUUCUUUAAAUCAAAAUAUCUUUGGAACUUUGCAAAAUUUGUGCUUUCCAUUUACCAAUCUGAAUUACCCAACGCCCUAUUCGCUGGUUGCUCGAUUCAAAGCCAAUGAACUCCCAGGUCUUUCUAGUCAUCAUGAUGCCAGUGUUAUCACAUUUUACAUGAAUCUAACACCAAAAGAUGAAUAUGAGGGUGGAGAAGUCGAGUUCCCACAGCAAGAAUGCCGAGUUAAGUCCGAGGUUGGUCAUCUACUUAUGUUCCCUGGUAGAAUGACCCAUCCAAAAAUACUGCACAAUGUCACUGAUGGAAUUCUUUAUAAGGUCAUGAUAUUCUCUGAUGUCUUUUCUUCUGAUGAGAAGAAUCCUUCUUCCCAAAAACAGUAAAUGUUCAUAUUUGAGGAAAGAUAAUUUAAGUUUUGAAUUGAAAAAAUCUACCAUAUAAAUCACACCCAGUUACGUAUUCUGUUUUCACUAAGGAAUUUUUUAGUAUCUUUGAGGUCUUUAUAGUAAUUAAUUUAGACAUUCAGUGUUAAAGGCCUGUUUUGCAAUUUUGUAAUGGUUGUAGUAUUUUAGCUGAUAUUAGUAAAUCAUUUGUGUUAAGUACUUUUAAAUGGGCAUCUUAGAUGAAGGAGCAAGUACAACUCUGUAUUCUUUAAUAAUGCGAGUUCAUUGUUUUAGGGUAUCUUAAGAAAAUGAUAAAUAAAUAACAUACUCGUACAUUAAUCUUUCCCAUAGCUUGUUUAGUCUACUGGACACUCAUCUCAUUUGAGGGGUAUUUGGAUCUGAAUGAGUUAAUGAGAUACUUUCAAAUCUCAAUAAUUUUGUAGGUAUUAGUAUGUUGGUCAAGACACCCAUAAUAUAAUUGCUGUAUGGAGAACAUGUGCAGAAGAGUUCUCCAGUUUCAUGGAAUUUCUGGAGUUUUGCAGGUGGCAUGAAAGAGAUAGUAGGAACAAUUCUCUUCAGGCUGACUAAACCCCUUCACCAACUUUUAGUAUGUCAUGUCCUCAAGGGUUGCAGACACUUGUAAGGCUGGUCCAUUCCUGAAAUAGCCAGAGUUGGUUUAUCAGUUACCCUAGUGGGCCUACCACCAACAGUUUACUCCCUGUGCUUCCACUUCUUUUGUACUUUAAAGUCCUUUUUCUCAACAUGAGGAUGCACUUAUAGAUUUGACACACAUCUUGAAGAUAGCAAUAAUGUAGGGUUUUUGCUUUGUCACUGCAAAGUUGUAGGGCAUUUCUAACAUACCAUAUAGCUUUUCCAUUUUGACACUGGGAACCAAUUUGCAAAUAUUUGUGGAACCCAUCCGUUGGGUGAAUGUACUUUCCUCCUUUAAGGUGGAAGGUUAGUUUCUUUGAAAGUUUCAAACUUUUUACCUAAUAUGACCUUUAAAGACCUUGAGGUGAUGCCAUCAGUCAGGUGAAAGUAUUUUCCUCCUUUCAGGUGGAAGGUUAAUUCCUUUGAAAGUUUUACACUUACCUAAUGUGGCCCUUAAAGACCUUGAGGUGAUGUUAAUCAUUGACUCCUAUCCUUUUGCA